This is a messenger RNA of Anopheles funestus (African malaria mosquito), 685 nucleotides long. RefSeq lists its product as uncharacterized. The record is from RefSeq and is a predicted model, not a curated record. The transcript is spliced from 2 exons. Gene Ontology annotation, molecular function: chitin binding. Bases 110 to 580 code for a protein of 156 amino acids. Gene Ontology annotation, cellular component: extracellular region. NCBI's taxonomy places the organism in Eukaryota, Metazoa, Arthropoda, Insecta, Diptera, Culicidae.
CACACGCGAUAAAAGGAUUCCUUGUUUGAAACCAUUCUCAGAUCGACUUGAUAAAGUCUAGACGAUAAGCUUCCACCGUAGAUCAGGUUCAAUUAAACACGUCGAAGAAAUGCGUCCGGCAUUAGUUCGUAUGUUACUCGGAGAGCGAGCAGUAAUGAAAGGUCUCGUGUGCUGUGCCAUUGGAAUUGUCCUACUCGUGGGAGCGGCUGAUGCAUAUUUCUGUGAUGGAAUACCAGGAGGAAUGAAAAUAAGAUUCCCACUGCCGGAAAUAUGCAACGAAUACAUCUCCUGCCAUCAUGGUACCGAGCACGAAUGGCGUUGUCCACUAGGACGAUUUUUCAGCCAACGCGCACAGCGCUGUGUAAACGCCUGUGAUCCAAGCGAAGCGAUCAACAUUUGUGCAGGAUUGAUCAACAAUAUUUUGCUGAGGCCACCACUGUCGGAAUUCCCCUUCAGCUGUCGGCGUCACUACGAGUGUAUCGGAGGAAAUAUGGUAACGCGAGAGUGUCCUGCCGGUACCUAUUUCUCGCAACUACUGCAAAGUUGUGGUUCAGUUAGAGAAGAGUUUUGCAUACCAUAAAUUUUUCAUCUUUUUGCUCGUAUCUAAUACAUAUUUGAAGUGAUGUUUAGUUUUGAGUCGCUUCUAACAAAAUAAAAAAAAUAUAUAUAAAUAUAUUUAACUUAC